This is a messenger RNA of Bipolaris maydis ATCC 48331, 300 nucleotides long. The record is from RefSeq and is a predicted model, not a curated record. Lineage: Eukaryota; Fungi; Ascomycota; Dothideomycetes; Pleosporales; Pleosporaceae.
ACGUCGAGCGUGACCAUAGUUACACUUUGUCCCUUACUCAUGGCUAGCUCGACGUCGUGCGUGAACGAGGCUACUAGGUCCAUUGUGGAUCGUUUUGGCAGCGCCCCGCCGUGCUGGGGGCUGAGCAGGUUGUGUGCCAUGGCGGCGGUAGCGAUGCCUUUGCCUAGGCAGGAGAGUAGUGCGAUUGGUCUCAUAGAACGGACUGAGGUGUGGUCCUUCUUUCCCGCUUUGGGGAUCAUGGCAACCUCCGCGGUUCGCCAGCAUUCUGGAAAGCAAGCGAGUUCCAGGCAUUUUUGGUAG